AGACAAUGUAAUUUUUUCGUUGAAUUGACCUUGACUAGCGGUCUGAACUACUAUCUAGAAGAGUUUUGUGAUCGUGUCAACUAUUUGUGUUCCAAGGAUUUUGCAUUGAGCUAAAAGCAUAGAUAUAUUGUUCUAUGAGAUCGUACUUCCAAAGACGUUGGUGCAUUCCACUAAGCGUUUACGGCGCAUGAAAUAGGUUAAUAAGAAAGAAAUGGAUAUCCUAAAUAUUAAAGAAGAAAUGAAUAUUUACGAGGAUUUUACAUCCAUUGUCGAUGUUGGGAAAGAAUUUAUUGAUGAAGUAUCCACACUAACGAUUCAAAAUGUAAUUGGAAAGGUGGAUGGAAUUCAACCAAUAAAACAUGAAAUAAAAGAUGAAUUAGAUACAUUGGAAAUAUUUAAUAACCAUGUGGAUAUAGGUAACAAUAGAAAAAGGAACAUUUCUAGUACACACAACAUCAUUAGAAAUCAAAUGGAAUAUUUGAAAAUUGACGGUGGAAACAGAACUAAAUCCAAAGAGGUUAUAAAGAAAGAAAUGAAUAUCCAAAACAUUAAGGAGGAAAUAAAUACUUAUGAGGAUUUUCCAUCUAUUAUCGAUGUUGGGAAAGAAUUUUUGGAUGAAGUAUCUACACUAACAAAUCAACAUCUAAUUGGAAAAAUGGAUGGAAUUCAAAUAAAACAUGAGAUAAAUGAUGAAUUAGAUACAGAGAAAAUAUUUAAUAACCAUGUGGAUACAGGUAGCAACAGAAAAACGAACAUAUCUAAUACACACCACAUCAUUAGAAACCAACUGAAAUAUUUAAAAGAAGACGUUAGAAAGAAGACUAAAUCGAAAGUUGCAGGACUGCUAAGAAAAUGGGAAUAUAUCCAACCAAAAGCUAUGGGAUUAAUGAUAUGUGUAUAUUGUGGGAAUUUAUACACGAAACAAGUGGAAUUCUUAUGUCACUUUUCCACAAGCCAUUGUGUAAAACAAAAUGAGAAUAAACUUCACCAUCAAAAUUACAUUUUGAGAAAGAUUAAUGUGAAAGAUGAAAUUGAAGUAGUUGAACAUAAAUUUAAAGAAGAGUUGCAGGAAACCAUAAAUCAGUUGGAUGUUGCUCAUUCAAACCCUUGUGUAGGUGAGGGUUCAAAAUCAUUUGUAGAGGAGAAAAGUGAUUCAAAUAUACAGUUGGAUACUCACACAGGAUCAAAUCCAAUUUAUUGUGUUAUUUGUUUGAGAACUUUUACACGUAGAAGUAGUUUAAGCAGCCAUUUUCGUAUUCAUGCCAGAGAAAAACGAUUCAAAUGUGAUUCUAUGGAAACUGUUGAUAAUAUUAAUUUAAAUAACUAUUUUCCUGUUUAUACAAGAGAAAAACCAUUCAAAUGUGAUAUUUGUUUCAAACUGUUUCCAUAUAAAAGUAAUUUGAAUGUACACAUGUGUAGUCAUACAGGAGAAAAGCCAUACAAAUGUGAUGUUUGUUUGAAAACUUUUUUACAGAAAAGUUGUUUGAAUAAUCAUUUGCGUAUCCACACAGGAGAAAAACCAUUCAAGUGUGAUAUUUGUUCAAAAUCUUUUACCCAAAAAAUUAAUUUAGUUGCACAUUUACGUAUUCACAUGGGAGAAAAGCCACUCAAAUGUGGCAUUUGUAAGAAAUCCUUCAUACACAAAUUUAGUUUGAACAAACAUUUACGUAUUCACACAAGAGUAAAACUACUCAGACGUAAUUACUUGCAAAUUUCUACUUCACACCAUCACACAGGAGAGAAACCAUUCAAAUGUCAUAUUUGUAUGAAAUCUUUUCCAUAUAAAAUUAGUUUAAAUAAACAUUUGUCUGUGCAUACUGGAGAAAAACCAUUUAAAUGUGACAUUUGUUCAAAAACUUUUUCACAGAACUCAAGCUUGAUUAGACACUCACGUAUUCAUACUAGGGAAAAGCCAUUCAAAUGUGAUGUUUGUUUUAAACUGUUCUCGUAUAAAUAUUGUUUAAUUACACAUUUACGUAUACACACAGGGGAAAAGCCUUUCAAAUGUCACCUCUGUAUGGAAUCCUUUACACAGAGAAGUAGUUUAAAUAUACAUUCACAAAGUCACAAUGGAGAAAAACCAUUCCAGUGUAACAUUUGUUUGAAAUCUUUUCCUCAUAAAAUUAGUUUAAACAAUCAUUUACCUGUACAUACAGGAGAAAAGUUAUUUAAAUGUGAAAUUUGUUCUAAACAAUUUUCACAUAAAAGUAAUUUGAAUGCACACAUUCGAAUUCAUACAGGAGAAAAGCCAUUCAAAUGUGACAUUUGUUCGAAACCGUUUACCCAUAAAAGUAAUUUAAAUAUACAUAUGCGUAGGCACACAGGGGAAAAACCAUUCAAAUGUGAUGUUUGUUUGAAAACUUUUUCGCAGAACUCUAGUUUAAUGGCACAUUCACGUAUUCACACAGGAGAAAAGCCAUUUAGAUGUGACUUAUGUUCAGAAACGUUCUUACAUAAAAAUCAGUUGACCACACAUCUACAGAAUCACGUUGGACACAAACCAUUCAAAUGUGACAUUUGCUUCAAACCGUUUUCACAAAAAAGUAAUUUGAAUACACAUAUGCGUAGCCAUACAGGCGAAAGACCAUUCAAAUGUGACGUUUGUUUGAAAACAUUUUCGCAGAACGCUAGUUUAAUCACACAUUUACGUAUCCACACAGGGGAAAAGCCAUUCAAAUGUCACUUUUGUUCGGAAACUUUCUUACAGAAAAUUCAGUUGACCACACAUGUACAUAAUCACUUUGGAGACAUGCCAUACAAAUGUGAUAUUUGUGAAAAAAAGUUUUCGCGGAAAAAUAACUUGAACAGACAUUUGUUAAGUCACACGGGAGAAAAGCGAUUCAAAUGCGACAUUUGUUUGAAACCUUUUGCGCAAAAAAGUGGUUUGAAUACACAUUUACUCAGUCACACAGGUGAGAAACCAUUCAGUUGUGACAUUUGUCCCAAGUCUUUUGCACGAAAAAGUUGUUUGAAUAAACAUAUGUCCAAUCACACACUGCAAGAGACAAUCAAAUCUGCUUGAUAAAUUAUUAACGAUAUCAAUUUAUAAACAGUAGUCCUUUCUUACAAAUUUUAUUACUUCAAAGAUAAAAACAUCGUACAAAAUGAAUGAAACAAGAUUAUGAAAGUGGACUGUCCUGGUUAGCACUCUUUAGUGUUCCCAACUCUCAAAAAUUUAUUUCUAAAGCCCUACUCAAAUACCCUUAAAACCCCCACAACACACCGACGCUAUGUUAUCAAAUAGAGACAUUCGGAUUGGUCGGUAGGAUUCGUCUGCUCUCGGUAUGCAACAUCAGUCACAGUUCUUCAUCAACUAAGUGAAUACCUGCGGAAUAUGUUUUAUCAUUUGUUCUAUGAAAUAAUGUCUCUAGAGUCGGAAAUGUUAAAAUUGGUGCUAAAGAUUGAAAACCGCUCGUGUCUGACAUUACCUGAAUAUUCACGUAAUGACCUUAUUAAGAAAGCUUGGGUGUAAAGGUCAUUCUGUACAUAAAGUCAAAAUAUUUAUCAUCUUGAGAUAAUUCCUUAGAUGUCACGGUUAAACUGUUUUCAAUGUAAGGAUGUAAUAAUAAACAAACAUCGUUACAACUUCAUCUUCGCUGCUGCAGGACAUUUUGUUUUCAAGGUCAGAGCAGUACUAAACAUUUUAUUCAAUUUCAUAGAGCAGCCUAAGAGUGAAGAGGCUUUCAAAGCAGUUUAUGUUUUUUAUAUAGCUAAGCAUCAAAAUGCAACUAGGAAUUUUGAACCCCUAGUUACUUCACUCUAUAUAGAAUGUCUUUCGAGGGCUGUAAAUUGCUGCUACGAUGAGACAAGUAUAUGUUUUCGAGUUUAAUUGUUACCACUUGAAUUUUAUCUGUGAUAUAAUCCUCUAAGGGUUCAAUAAAUUGGGAAAACAAAUACGUUCUCUAGCUGCUUCAGCCAGUACUAUAUAUGUUUCGGUCAUACAGUUUAAAAAACUGGAUAAGCGUAAAAUAUCUUGCAUGCCCCAUAAGGCUGUAUUAAGAAGUAUUUUAGUUCCUAACAUUUGAAUACCAAACCGCAAUAUUAAAAACUUGUGCAGAAUAAGGUUGUAUGUUUGAUUCACUCUUGUUAGUUUAGUUGCAUCAGUUUACAUUUCAUCGUAUUAUUAUAACACCAACGAUUGUGAAACCGUGGCGAAUAAAAACGGUAGACAAUGCUUCGUGUCAGUUCUCAUGCUUUAACCCCGAUCAGCUAACUGACCCUAAGCAAAUUGGCCUAAGUAGCUCUUUCUUAAAUAAUAUAUAUUUGAAUUUGGUUGUUCGUAUGUAACUUUGAUUGUAUAUAAUAAAUAUUUGAAAUUA
Molecule: messenger RNA, 4319 nt
Organism: Diorhabda carinulata
Lineage: Eukaryota; Metazoa; Arthropoda; Insecta; Coleoptera; Chrysomelidae
Product: zinc finger protein 271-like
Exons: 4
Coding region: 212-3022 (936 amino acids)
Source: RefSeq, a predicted model, not a curated record